UCGUAGUCCAAAAUUUCCCAACCCCAUGGCAAAAUUUCUCAUGAUCGUAUAUUUUUUUUUGCGCCAAAAGUGGAGGAUUCGGUUUGAUAUUAUUCUGAUACUGACAAGGACAAUCUAUAAAUUAAAAAAUUUUGACUUGUAUAAAUCUGUCGCAAAGCAUAAACAUAAAUACGACAAAAUAUCGGAAAAUUUGCAAAAAUAUGCAGAUAGUGAAGGCAAACUGAAUUUUGAGCUUAGAAAAUUUGUAGAAAAGAAAAACGAAAUUAAGAAUAAAUAUGACGAGGAUUUAAAAAAUGCGCAAGAUUCUGUGAAGGAUUUUUCAAAUUUUAUUGGUUUAAUUGAAAUAAUUGAGGCAAAACCAGAAAAUUUUAAAAAGAAAAUAAUUGGACAGAUAAAAGCACAUUUUUUGAAAGACAAUGAAAAAGUUGAGGAAAAAUAUAUUGAAGUAAUUAUGGAUAUGAUAAAAAAAUAUAAAAAUUAUGUUACUGAAAAAAACGAAAAAGUAAAAAAUUUAUUAGCUAUGUAAUGCCAAAAUUUAUAAAAAUCCAAAAUAGGCCUGUUCUCGGGAACGUGUGUUUAAAUAACUGUCGCUUAGGGAUGUGGAGUGUGACCAUUUGCAAGGGAACCGAUAUUACGGAGACAAGUAGUUGAGGGGAGUUUGUAGAAAGGUAUAAAGGAA
This is a messenger RNA of Meloidogyne enterolobii, 679 nucleotides long. NCBI's taxonomy places the organism in Eukaryota, Metazoa, Nematoda, Chromadorea, Rhabditida, Meloidogynidae. The record is from the annotation of a GenBank genome assembly.